CAAAUCUACCUCAUCCGAAACUUCUUCCCCUCCACCCUCUGCAAAACCUACACUUCUUUCCUCUCCUCCUUACCGUUAACCACCACCCCCGGGAAGCCCAAAAAGGGGGAUGCCGUGCGCGUCAACGACCGUUUCCAACUCCAAGAUGAUCGUUUUGCCGAGACGCUAUGGACUCAGACUGCUUUGAAGGAUCUGGUGAUGAAUGUUGGGCAGGAGGAAGAGGAAGAAUACCUGGAUGAGGGGGCUGGGACUGGGGCUGGGAACAAGGAUGAAGGUGUUGAUGUGAAGGAGACAUGGGGCGGAGAACCCCUCGGACUGAAUGGGAAUAUUCGCAUUUAUCGGUACUCGAAGGGGCAGUUCUUUGCGCAGCAUUAUGACGACUCCAAUGCCAUCACAUUCCCCUCCCCCGGUCGCCCUCCCCGAGCCGCCCGUACGACUUGGACGCUCCUCAUCUACUUGACCAGCUGUGAGGGCGGCGAAACCGUCUUCUAUCCGGAGCCCACCCGCACCAAUCGCAACCCUGAGCCUGUCUCCGUGGCUCCGGUACCGGGCAUGGCGCUGCUGCAUCGGCAUGGGGAUCGCUGUAUGUUGCAUGAGGGGAAGGAGGUUCUACAGGGGGAGAAAUGGGUGUUGAGAAGUGACUUGGUGGUGGCGCGUUGAGCGGUUGAUUCUCAAUUACCCUACCAUCUGAUUUACAGAUUCAGGUCUAAUCUUGUACAGCCUGACAGGCCUGAGUAUAUAGCAUCUUACGAGUCGACGUCGAGUGCAUCUCAAACCAUAUGUAUCCUUCGU
Messenger RNA from Aspergillus sclerotioniger CBS 115572, 792 nucleotides. RefSeq lists its product as uncharacterized. The annotation marks the transcript as partial. Gene Ontology annotation, biological process: peptidyl-proline hydroxylation to 4-hydroxy-L-proline. Gene Ontology annotation, molecular function: L-ascorbic acid binding; procollagen-proline 4-dioxygenase activity; iron ion binding. Gene Ontology annotation, cellular component: endoplasmic reticulum. The record is from RefSeq and is a predicted model, not a curated record. The transcript has 2 exons. Lineage: Eukaryota; Fungi; Ascomycota; Eurotiomycetes; Eurotiales; Aspergillaceae.